CAGAGUGGGGACGAAGCCGGCUGCAGCUCCGGGGCUGGUUGGGCUGUGCUGGGGGAACCAUUGUGUGGGCAGCUGGGCUCCUGCAUCCUUCUGCACAUGGAGCACGUCCUCCUGGGCUGGGUGCUGCUGCUCGGCACCUGGACUGCUGCAUCGGCCGCCAGCAUUAAGAACAGCCAGAUCAAGGAGGUGGCGAUGGACACGGCCCCCAACUCCUUUGAUGACCAGUACCAGGGCUGCAUCGACUUGAUGGAGGCUGAGCUGCCGGAGCUGAACCGCACCGAGUUCAACAUCUACGCCCAUGACUGGAGAAGGGCAGCUGCGGAAUGGCAGAGCCGAUGGGGCCGAGCUGCCCGCCCACCAGCACUGAGACGGGAUCAGGCCACAGCCAUGCUGGCAUACAUGGUACAGGGGAACCUGUACCACCAGUUCAACAACGCCACGCUCACGGCUGGGAGCUCCCGGCAGCACUACCUGAGCUCCUACCCCUUCAAGAUGCUGCAUUUCCUCCUGAGCAGAGCCCUGCAGACCCUGCGGGGAUCCCAGCCCCAGCGAUGCUUCCAGGUGUACCGCGGUGUCAGGGGCAUCCGCUACACAGCACAGCAAGGCCAGGUGGUUCGCUUUGGCCAGUUCACCUUCUCGUCCCUCCAGAAGAACCUCCCCAGUGCGUACGGUCCAGACACAUUCUUCUCGGUGGAGACCUGCUAUGGUGUGCCUCUGCAGAACUUCACCACAUUCCCAGCCGAGGGCAAAGUCCUCAUCCCACCCUCUGAGCGCUUCAGGGUCACCAGCAUCACCCAUAACAAAGGCCUUACCUCCAUCCAGCUCCGCUCCCAGGGGAACAACAGCACCUACAACUGCGAGUUGGUGAAGGAGAAAAGGUGCAAGAAGUGGCCGUGUGCUUUCAGUGCAGGCAGGAGCAGCUCCAUGGAAUCCCCACACCUCUGGUUGCUCCUCCUGGCAGUCGCAGCCCUGGCAGCCGUGGGAGAGCCCUGACCUCUACACCAUCCCACUGCUGCUCCUCCAUACGCACAGGAGGGCAGCAAUAUGCUAAUGCAUCUCAUGGAAAAUGCAGACGCUGCUUUCCCACUGCUGACGCUUUCGGUGUUGAUGUCCGACGUGGAACAACAGCAGAGAACGG
Lagopus muta (rock ptarmigan) is the source of this 1138-nucleotide messenger RNA. Its product is annotated as erythroblast NAD(P)(+)--arginine ADP-ribosyltransferase-like. The record is from RefSeq and is a predicted model, not a curated record. Gene Ontology annotation, molecular function: NAD+ poly-ADP-ribosyltransferase activity; NAD+-protein-arginine ADP-ribosyltransferase activity. Lineage: Eukaryota; Metazoa; Chordata; Aves; Galliformes; Phasianidae. The coding region runs from base 97 to 993 and encodes 298 amino acids. The transcript is spliced from 3 exons.